AUGUUUAGACGGAACUAUGUAAUUGGACCUUUUCUCCGGGUGGUUGCCCCUCCUGCCCUGGCUCAGGGAAGGGCAUGGAUACGACUCAUGAGUUCUUUUGGGAGUUGUUUAAGCCAUUCCUUAAGUGAGAAAUGGUCUGACGAGGAAGAAGCUGAUAUAGAGGGCACAAAGAGUAGACAGAAAUAUGUUAAAGAUGAAGAAUUUGGGGUCUUGGAUUUAUAUAAUAAGAAUUGUCAGCAAAGUGGGGAGUAUGAUAGAAGAUAUGAAAUUGAUGAAAGUGAAUUAAGGCAUCCAUUGGUGAGAGAAAUUUGUAGGCUGGUUGGGCUGAGAUUGACUUGGAACCCUGACCUUGAAGGCCAGAUGAAGAAUUUAUUGAGAAGUCUCAAACCCCGUCAAGUUUGUGCUGUUCUUCAUUCUCAAGAUGAUGAAAGGGUAGCUUUAGAGUUCUUCUAUUGGGCUGACAGGCAAUGGCGUUAUCGUCAUGACCCAGUUGUGUACUAUGCUAUGCUUCAAAUUCUCGGCAAGACUAAAUUAUGUGAGGGUACUCGGAGAAUCCUUCUUCUUAUGCGUAGGAGGGGUAUCCGUCGCACCCCAGAAGUUUUUCGCUACUUGAUGAUUUCCUAUAGUAGGGCAGGGAAAGUAAGACAUGCUAUGGGGGUUCUUAGAAUGAUGCAUAUGGCUGGGGUUCAACCUAAUCUAUCUAUAUGUAACACUGCCCUACAUGUUUUAGUGAUGGGAAACAGGUUGGACAAAGCAUUGAGAUUUUUAAAGAGGAUGCAAAUUGUUGGAAUUGCCCCGGAUGUUGUUACAUAUAACUGCUUAAUUAAAGGUUAUUGUAAUUUUAAUCAGGUGCAAGAUGCUAUCAAGUUGAUUGAGGAUAUGCCUCUAAGGGGAUGCACACCUGAUAAAGUUAGCUUUUAUACAGUAAUAAAUUACUUUUGUAAGGAGAAAAACAUUUCUGAGAUACAGGUCCUACUUGAGAAAAUGAUGGCUUGUAACUUGUUGCUAGAUAUGGUCACCUAUAAUAAUCUCAUUCAUAUGCUUUGCAAGUAUGGACACAGUGAUGAGGCUUAUGGUUUCUUAAAGGAAGCACAGGAGAGAGGAUUUCGGGUGGACAAAGUUGGUUACACUGCUUUGGUUCACUCUUUAUGUCGGGAGGGAAGGAUAGACAGGGUAGAAGAAAUUGUUGAUGAGAUGUUUGAGAAAAACUGCAUCCCAGACGUAGUGACUUACAGUGCUGUUGUAAAUGGAUUUUGUAGAGCGGGGAGGGUGGAUGAGGCUAAGAAAAAGCUUCAGCAAAUGUACAAGAAUGGCUACAAACCAAACACUGUAUCAUACACAACCUUGCUGAAAGGCCUUUGUCAAAUUGGUCGAAUUUCAGAAGCUCGAGACAUGAUUGAUAAGAGUGAGGAGGAAUGGUGGACCCCUAAUGCCAUCACAUACAGUGUUGUGAUGCAUGGUUUCCAAAGAGCAGGAAAAUUGUCUGAGGCAUGUGAUGUGGUUAGGGAAAUGUUGAUGAAAGGUUUACGUCCAAAUCCUGCUGAAAUCAAUUUGUUGCUUGUAUCGUUGUGCAGAGAAGGAAGAACAGAUGAGGCUAAAAAGUUCAUGCAAGAGUGUCUGAGCAAGGGAUGUGAUGUAAAUGUUGUAAACUUUACAACUGUUAUACAAGGACAUUUUCAGAAGGAUGACUUGGAUGGUGCUCUUUCUUUACUUGAUGAUAUGUAUUUGGUCAACAAGAGCCCUGACAUUGUGACAUAUACAACAAUUGUUGAUGCAAUGGGCAGAAGAGGAAAAUUUGAAGAGGCAACUGAACUUAUAAAGAAAAUGCUGGGGAGGGGCAUACAUCCAAAUCCUGUUAUGUACCGAAUGAUAAUUCAUCGCUAUUGUCAGAAUGGCAGGGUGGAAGAUUUGUUAAAACUGUUGGAGAAGUUGCUGCCAAAGCAGCCCUACCAGACUGCUUAUAAUCAAGUUAUUGAAAAGCUUUGUAGAUUCGGGUAUGUAACUGAAGCUUACAGCCUUCUGGGUAAAGUUCUGAGAACGGCUUCAAGGAUCGAUGCUCAAACUUGCCAUGUGCUUCUGCAAAGUUAUCUGAACAGAGAAAACCCUCUUUUGGCAUACAAAGUUGCUUGUAGGAUGUUUAGGCGGAACUUAAUACCUGAUCCAAAGUUAUGUAAAAAAGUGAGCAAGAAACUGACAUUAGAUGGAAAUAUCAAAGAGGCAGAUAGUCUUAUGGUCCAGUUUGUUGUGCGUGGCUUUCAAUCUCCUUGUUGAAUAACUUGCUGAACGACCAAGUACUUGUCUGUGUGUGAUCGAAGAUUCGCAGGCUUUCUUUCUGGAGCCAGUUGUCAUUUUCUCCGACCACUAUUUUUGUCAAGGUCAUAAUGUGACAAAAAAUACAUCUGGAAAUCCUUAAUGCCAAAUCUGCUAGGGAUGGGGCAUGGUAAAUAGAUCUCCUAUCUAAAUAUUGGUAGUAUUACAUAAUUAAUCUUUUGGUAUUUGAAUAUAUUUAUAUUAUUCAUUUAUUGGUU
Chenopodium quinoa (quinoa) is the source of this 2528-nucleotide messenger RNA. Its product is annotated as putative pentatricopeptide repeat-containing protein At3g16710, mitochondrial. Lineage: Eukaryota; Viridiplantae; Streptophyta; Magnoliopsida; Caryophyllales; Amaranthaceae. The transcript is spliced from 2 exons. Gene Ontology annotation, molecular function: protein binding. The record is from RefSeq and is a predicted model, not a curated record. The coding region runs from base 1 to 2271 and encodes 756 amino acids.